AUGACGGUGAGCGUAUCGAGAUCCAACAGCGAGACUCUGGGUUUAUCCGGUCUUAGUUCUAAGAGGGCUGCAUCGGGUCCAACUACUACAGAGUCGUCGGCUCCUGCGCAGAGUGCACUCGCUCUUGCCCUUGUUGAGCCUACUGCCGUGCUUGUGGAGCGGGUUACCGUUGUGGUUAUCCCUGCUUCAGGAGAUGCACAUGAGGGUGGCGAGUCUGUUCCUUCCGCCAGCAUGGAUGCCGAGAUGUCUGAGCAAGUGCCCAUGGAGCCGGCGACGGACGAGGCUACAGAGUAG
Arabis nemorensis is the source of this 294-nucleotide messenger RNA. The record is from the annotation of a GenBank genome assembly. Lineage: Eukaryota; Viridiplantae; Streptophyta; Magnoliopsida; Brassicales; Brassicaceae.